This is a messenger RNA of Tripterygium wilfordii, 2004 nucleotides long. RefSeq lists its product as uncharacterized. The coding region runs from base 296 to 1771 and encodes 491 amino acids. The transcript is spliced from 6 exons. NCBI's taxonomy places the organism in Eukaryota, Viridiplantae, Streptophyta, Magnoliopsida, Celastrales, Celastraceae. The record is from RefSeq and is a predicted model, not a curated record.
GAGGUGUCUGUUGGGAAAGGUUCUAAAAAAGUAAAGAGUGACCAUGGGCUAUAUGGGGUAUGAUUCAUGUUAAAAUACCAAAUACAUAGAGAAAGAACAAUGGAAUCGCGUACUAAGACGAUUGAGAAGACAAGUUGAUUUACUGGUAUCGAAUUCGAAGCCCAACCUCUGCGACGAUUACAGUAUCAUUGUUCUCCUUCUUCUUCCUCGUCGAAUUUAGUCCUUCAACAGGUUAUGUGUACUGGAAUUAUUUGGCUAUUGCUAGGUCAUAUGAUUCUUAUUUGAUGAUAUUAGUAUGGGCCCCGACUUAGACUUCAAGGAGCCGUCAGAAUUUCCAAUGGAAGUUUCGGCUAGAAAGAAUGGGAACAUAUCACGGGAUGCAGAAGAUAAGCCCAUGCAAUGUGCAAGUAACUAUGAGGACAAUAACUUUGAUAUGGAUGUAGUGAAUAAAGACCAGAAUAAGUUACAGUAUGGAAGUCAGGAUGUGGAAGUUAAUGUAACUGAGUGUACAAAUUCUAGUGACAUUGGGAAGGUUGAAGACAACUAUCAGGAUGCAACUGAAAGUAUGAGUUCUUUUGGGGACACAGUAUCCAGUACUGAGAAUAAUUCAAUGUUGAGUGAUACUGAAGUUGAGUCAAGUUUACGUUAUCGGAAUACGUCUCCAUCAAUAAUCGAUGGCUGUGGGGGAGCAUUUCAAACCAGGAGGAAAAAGCUGACAGAUCAUUGGAGGAAUUUUGUUCACCCUCUUAUGUGGCGUUGUAAAUGGAUGGAACUUCAAAUUAAGGAAUUGCACUCUCAAGCGCUGAAGUAUGACAGAGAACUUGCCGAAUAUGAUGAAAGAAAGCAGUUUGAUUGUGAAAAGUCGGCUUUAGAAGGUUUUGACGCAAAGUCACUACCAUAUUCGAGUUAUAUUCAGAGGAAGAAAGUCAUGCAGAGAAAGAAAAGAAGACGAAUUGAAGAUACUGUUGAUAUGGCAUCAUAUAUGCUGCAACAUAACGUAUUUUCCUAUUAUGUGACUAAGAGACCCACUGUUCACGGUGCUUCAAUGGACAAUUCUUUCGGUAGUUUAAACAAGACUGUCAAUCAUAAUGAUGAGUUUGGGUUUCAUGAUAGAGGGUCAUCUCUUGAAUUCAGAGAGGAUGACAAUACUCUGGAGCCAAUCCUAAAGAAGGUUGAAAUGAUGCAAUCACAAGUUCAUAAUCUUAAGUCCCGAAUUGAUAAGGUUUUGAGCGAAAAUCCUGGAAAGUUUUGCUCCAUCAAUGAUUUGAGCUUGCUUGCAUCAGUUGAUGCAUCUACCAGUUCUGGUCUUGCUGCUUCUCGGAAGAAUGGAAAUAAGAAGGAUGUCAAGGCGUUGAACACUUUUUCUGAACAUAUGUCCAAUUGUGACGUGGGCGAUCUUAUGCCUGAAGCUGUGGUUUCAAGUCACCGAGAGGUGAACCCAUUUCCUGAUAUGAUUGAAAGGAUGGGCCAGCCUCAGACUGGGGUUUUAUGUGAACAUACCGGGGAAGGACUUGUGUUACACAAUCAGGCAGCCAAGGAAUUAUUGCAGAACUUUGACAGCACUAUGAAUUUGCUGACUGAGACGCCUCUGGAACCAACUAAAGAGCAGACAGUUUCAGCUCCAGGAGUUGUCUUGGCAUUGGAGACUUCUGUCCCUCAUGAACAAUCGAAUGUGAAAUCACUAUCCAAUUCCAGAUCACGUGUCUCUAACUCAAAGCGAAAGCAGGGUAGGCGAAAUUCUGGAAUGGGUGGACAGAGCCGGAGGUCUUAGGUGAACCGAGUAGAGGAUAAAAAUAUUUUUACGAGAAGUGUAUGGCAUUGCUCAUGCACAGUUGAUGAAAUGUUUUUUUAGGCCCUCUUGUGUAAUGGAAACACCUGUAUUCUGUUUAUAUUUCUCCCAUAAUUCAGUUAUUGUUUUGAAUCUUUCGAUAGCUUUGGAAGAAAAGUGUAUUUUCUGGAAAAAUUCAGAUAUCCAUGCCUAUAUUAAGACUUUGAUCUACCAUA